Molecule: messenger RNA, 1689 nt
Organism: Aspergillus puulaauensis
Lineage: Eukaryota; Fungi; Ascomycota; Eurotiomycetes; Eurotiales; Aspergillaceae
Product: carboxylesterase/lipase family protein
Exons: 2
Coding region: 1-1689 (562 amino acids)
Source: RefSeq, a predicted model, not a curated record
AUGAGGUCACCUUUCCUGUGUCUUCCGCUCAUCGCAGCCGUGCUCCAUGAUGGGGCCAGUGCAAGCGCAUUGAAAGUCAGACAAGAUGCAGCACCGACAGCUUCAGUCAGGAAUGGCACGUUCACCGGCUACUACAACGUCGAGUACGAUCAAGACUUCUUCCUGGGAAUCCCUUAUGCCCAACCCCCAGUGGGAGAUCUCCGCCUCCGCAACCCGGUUUCGCUCAACACGUCAUGGGGCGGAAGUUCCAACGCAACCACUUUCUCUCCGGCAUGCCACAACUUAGGUUCGCCUCCAACUCCAGGCAUUACCUACUCCGAGGACUGCCUGAAUCUCAACGUCGUACGACCCAGUGGCACUAGACCAGGAGACAAACUGCCGGUGGGUGUGUGGAUCCACGGCGGCGGCCAUACAGGAGGAUCGAAUCAGGACCCCAACUACAACAUGUCCUUUAUUGUACAACAGUCCGUGGUGGCCGGUAAGCCGUUUAUUGGGGUCAAUAUCAACUAUCGACUGCAACUGUUUGGCUUCAUGUACGGCUCGGCCGUCGUGGAGUCCGGGGCUGGGAAUCUCGGCUACAAAGAUCAGCACCUGGCGCUUCGCUGGCUCCACGAAAACAUUGCCGCGUUUGGUGGAGAUCCUUCCAAGGUCACCAUCUGGGGCGAGAGUGCCGGAGCCGAAAGUUCGGGUGCCCAGAUGAUUGCGUAUGGAGGUCGGGAUCAAGGUCUCUUCCGAGGAGUGAUGCUAGAAAGCGGAGGUCCGAUCAACCCAUAUCGGUACAACACCCCUGCAGAAUGGGACCGCUACUACGACCCAAUUGUAAGGGCCGCCAACUGCAGCGGAGCAUCCGACACUCUGGCAUGUCUUCGAACCCUGCCCACCGAAACCCUCGUCACCGUUUUUAACAGCAACGUGACAGCCUCGAUUCCAUCGUGGGGCAUGGAGAUCGACGGGGACUUCAUCCAGGAAAAUGCUCGAGAGGCGCUGCUUGCGGGGCGCUUCAUUAGAGUUCCGGUGCUACACGGCCAAAACCACGAUGAAGGCACGAUCUUUUCCAUCACGGGCGUCAACACAGACGACGACUUCUUUGCCAGGGUCAGAGAACGGACCUCUGACAAUGCCACCCUGCACCAGAUCGCAGCACUGUAUCCGGACAUCCCUGAGCUUGGGAUUCCGUCGACAUUGCAGGGCCGACCAUCUGCAUCGCUGGGAUCUCAAUAUAAACGCAUCUCCGCCUUUGUCAGUGACGUGAUGUGGCAUGCGCCUCGCCGCUUGACCAGCCAAAUCCUGACCGACCACAACGUCCCAAACUGGGGCUACAUGUUCAAUAUCAGGCCCAAUGGGGUUCCUCUAUCAAGUGGAGCAUCUCAUUUCACAGAGGUGGCAUUCAUGUUCUACAACAUUCUGGGCAUUGGAUAUCCGCAAUCGCCAUUUGCCAACACGCCCCAAAGCUACAAGGAUGUUUCAGACCUCAUGUCGAGGUAUUGGCUUAACUUCAUUGUUGACGGAGACCCCAACGGCGCUGAUGCUGGCAAUGAACCUUAUUGGCCCUCGUAUUCUCUCACGAACCCCGAGCUGAUGACAUUCGAUGCCAACACGACCGACCUUUCAUUUCCGACGCCCGACACAUAUCGCGCUAAACCAAUCCAAUAUAUUUCCGAUAACUUGGCUAGUGCUUUUGGAAGAUGA